GGAAUUUUGUAAAAAAUUUACUGUUAACGAAAAAAAUGCCAAACGAAAUCAAUAACCCAAUUCACAUUCCUCAAGUAACUGUACAGUCGGACUGGGUGGAAGUGAUUUCCGAUGUUCUUCGUGGAACAGUUGUUUCCGAGUCUUUUUGGGUGUCGUGUUAUCGUAAAGGAUCCGCGUCAAUUCAUGGGUCUGUUCAGGUUAAAAAAAGCUUUGUUGAAUCUCAUUCUGUGGAACUCACUGGAAAGGAUGGUAUUGUAGUUGAAAAAAUAACCAAUUAUUCUUUUUAUGUUUCCUGUGGGGAACUCGGAAUUACAAAAACAAUUAUCAAAGGAACAAAAGCUACCUUUAAGAUACAUAAUUCUGCUAUCAAAUCAAUGGAUAUUUCGCCUGGUGGUGGAUUAUUCGUUACUGGUGACAAUGACGGAUUACUGAAAGUAGGUGACACAAGUGAUGGGAGUGUAAGGAGAGAAUUGAAAGGGCACGUUGCUGAUAUUACUACUUGUCGUUUCUUUCCUUCCGGGCAAGUGAUACUAAGUGGUGCAUCAGAUUUUCAAUUACGAAUUUGGUCAGCAUUGGAUGGAAGUAAUCCGGUUACUUUUAAAGGACACACUAAAGGGGUGACCGACUCAGCCAUAAUAGACAAGGGCAGAAAUGUUCUGUCCUCAGCACGAGAUGGGACUAUUCGAUUAUGGGAAUGUGGUUCGUCUAGUAUUAUACGUACUAUGGGAAAUUAUACCUGUGCUGUCAAUAAGAUUGCUAUAGGAUUGUUUCCUUCUGAAUCCAUUAUCGAAAGAAAAUCUAACAGUGAAAUGGAUUCACGUGAGGUAGCAACAGAUGAUAAGCUCGUAAUAUGCGUGUUAGAAGAUGGUAGUAUUAAUGGAAUUGAUCUAAUGAGCAAGGAAGAGGCAUUCACCACAAAGUCGUAUCGAAAUGUACCUUUGCACUCUUGCGCCUAUUCAUCCAAACAUAACCUUUUCGCUGUCGGAUCUGCUGAAGGGGUUAUUGAAGUUUUUGAUAUUCGGAAUAUAAAUAGAGAUCUGUUUGCAAUUCAAAGAAAUGAUUCAGCAAUCUAUGAUUUGGUUUUCAUCGAAGAGACGGGUGACCUUUUAAUUGGUCAAGGUGACGGUUCUGCAUUCCAAAUUCCGACCGUCUUGACAAGCAAUAUCUCUCAAGCGUCACAAGAAUUUAUCGGUUUUGAUGUGGAUCCAAUAUAUUCUAUUCGAGAAAUAAAUAAUGGGAAGUUUAUAUAUGCAGCUGGGAGAGAUGGGAGUUUAAGAGGAUUUUAAUUAUUACAAAAUAUUUAUGUUUAACAAUUAAUUGAAUUAUGCAAUUAUUACUAGCGAAAUAUGAAAUCUUCACUUUUUUCUAUUUUCAUGCUUCUCAGAAACAGAGUUAUAUAUGCUUAUAUAUUUUAUGAACUACUUCCAAAAUUAAUUCUCUAAUAUUUUUAAAUAUAUUUAAUCUUUACUAUCUUUUCUAUUAAUCAUGUCAAAGAUUGAAAUUCUCAAGCAAUAUAUUUAUCAAGAAAAAAGUUAAUUCACAUGGAUGUUUCCAUUCUUACAAAUUUGAUUUAUAUCAUCCUUUUGGGAAUUCUUUAAAUUUGACUUAUAUUCAAAAUUUUAAAAGUUAAUUAAAUCAUUACCAUCUAAUAAUAUUAAUAGCUUUUAUACA
Rhizophagus irregularis DAOM 181602=DAOM 197198 is the source of this 1671-nucleotide messenger RNA. RefSeq lists its product as uncharacterized. Gene Ontology annotation, molecular function: protein binding. The record is from RefSeq and is a predicted model, not a curated record. Lineage: Eukaryota; Fungi; Glomeromycota; Glomeromycetes; Glomerales; Glomeraceae.